AUGGGCUGGCCGUAUGCGUUUAUGCAGCUGAGCGCGGCGGAGGUGGAAGCGCGGCGGGCGAUGCUGGACCGCUACGGCCACUACACGGUGAUGCUUUCGGUGCUGCCGGUAGUGGUGAUGCUGGCGAUGCGACUGAUCGGCUGGACAGCGAAGCAGGUGCAGCGACGACUGCGUGUUCGGAGCAGGCGAGGCGGUGGAAACGGCAGUAGCGACGACGGCGAAUACGGAGCGGUGCCGACAUCACCGACGCUCAAGUCGCGGCGCCAGACAGCAGGUGGCAGCUGGGCGGCCCGGCAGCGACGGCUGCGCUGGUGGCUGUCGACAGAGGUGGAGGUGCAUCUUCCCUGGAGCAGCAGCGUGAUGUGUUUGGGUCCGCGCGACCAAUGGCUCGUCGGCCUCGCUUGGACGGUGGCCGUCGUCGUUCUCUGCACGGCGCAGACAGGCGGCGAUUUUCUGCACGUGACCAAGCGUUGCGGCAUCGUGGCCGUGGCCUUGCUGCCGGCGCAAUACGUGUUGGCAUUGCGACGGAUCAGCCCGCUGACGACAGCGCUGGGCGGCUUCUCGCACGAGCAGCUCAACCGCUGGCACCGGCUGCUGGGCGGCAUCGUCUACGGACUGCUGGCCGUUCACACGACGCUGUACCUCGUCUUCUUUGCGCGAGCACCCGGCGGCACCUUCUGGCCUCGUUUUGCCCGUCCGGUCGUCUGGCUCGGAUUCGCCGCCCUGGCCGCCAUGACGCUGCUCAGCACGACCGCGCUGGAGCCUGUGCGUCGCUGGUCGUACCGCGUCUUCUUUGUUGUGCACGUGACCGUGGCCGUGGUUCUACCACCGAUCGUCUGGCUGCACACCCACCACGCACGACCCUACGUGGCGGCUGCGCUGCUGUUUCUCGUCGUCGACGUGGCCGUGCGGCGUGCUAGGACGAUGGACGGCGACGGAAAUGGCACUGCUGCCACUGUCGUCGCCAUCCCCGGCACCGACCUCGUUCGUCUCACGGUCCCGCUGCCGGCCGCUAAGCUGUCGCUCUUCCGCGACCGUCCCGGCUCACAUGUCUAUGUCAGCGUGCCAUCCGCUGGCCGACCCCGUGCCUGGAUGCCGUUCCUGCUGUUCGAGCUCCUCUUCAACCCCUUUACUGUCGCCGCCGUUAGCGAGCCCGAUCACAGCCUCAGCCUGGUCGUGCGCACACGCAACGGCCCCAUGACCGGACUCUUGGCCGAGCGGGCGAGCCGGGUCAAGCAUGUGGAAGCGGACAACGAGAACAUCGAUGACGACGAUGACGACGACGACGACGACGACAUGGGCGAGGAUGUCCCGGUCAUGCGAAACGCGGCAACGACUGCCUCUUCUUCUUCGGCCCCCUCACCCGACGGCCUUGUUCACCUCAGCAUCGACGGCCCUUACGGUGCGGCUGCCCACUUCCCCGACCUGUCAGCCCAACAAUUUGACCACGUUCUCCUCGUCGCCGGUGGUGUCGGUGCCACCUUUGUCGUCCCCAUCUACCGCGCCCUCGUCCACGACGGCAGUCCCAGCCCCAGCCCCAAGGUCGACCUUGUCUGGGCUGUCCGCACGGCCUGCGAUGCCACCUGGGCUGUCGUUUCGGGACAGGACGGCAGCAACAUCCUUGCCGACCCCAACGUGCACAUUUUUUUGACUGGUGGCCGUCAGGAGAACAAUGGUGGUGAUGCUGCUUCCGACAUGGAGCUCUCCAGUCUGCGCCAUCGACCGACGGCCGGCUCCCACGGCCGACCCGACUUUCGGCCCAUCGUCGACAACCUCUUCCACCGCGGCGCCGAGACCCGCGUGGCCGUUAUCGUGUGCGGGCCCCGUGCCAUGGUGCGAGACCUGCGCGCUGUUGUCGGGCUCUGGGUCCAGCGCGGCCGCUCCAUCUGGUGGCACGAUGAGGCGUUUGGCUGGUGA
Grosmannia clavigera kw1407 is the source of this 1917-nucleotide messenger RNA. RefSeq names its product ferric reductase-like protein. Bases 1 to 1917 code for a protein of 638 amino acids. The transcript has a single exon. Gene Ontology annotation, cellular component: plasma membrane. Gene Ontology annotation, molecular function: ferric-chelate reductase activity. The record is from RefSeq and is a predicted model, not a curated record. Gene Ontology annotation, biological process: iron ion transport; copper ion import; intracellular iron ion homeostasis. NCBI's taxonomy places the organism in Eukaryota, Fungi, Ascomycota, Sordariomycetes, Ophiostomatales, Ophiostomataceae.